Molecule: messenger RNA, 4638 nt
Organism: Ophidiomyces ophidiicola
Lineage: Eukaryota; Fungi; Ascomycota; Eurotiomycetes; Onygenales; Onygenaceae
Gene: TCB2
Product: Tricalbin-2
Exons: 7
Coding region: 1-4638 (1545 amino acids)
Molecular function (GO): lipid binding
Source: RefSeq, a predicted model, not a curated record
AUGGCUCUUGCCGUGGAGAAAAAUGGCGCACUCCCGAGUGAAGUCAAGCAGGAGGCCAUCAUUGAAGCUGCGCAGGACCCCCAGUCGGGCAUUCCCGCUGAGGCUGCCGAAAAAGCCCUAGUCGCGGAGAGCAAGAAGGCUGGUGCUGCUGUGUACCAGUUCGAUCCCAAUGCAACUCCCGAACAGAAGAAGCAGCAGGUAGAGAAUAGCGUGCCUGCAGGCUUUCACCGUGACAAGAAACCGCCUGCGGUUGCCAUCACCACCGAUAUUGUGAAUGGUACCACCACUACUAACGGAAAGGUACCCGUGAAAGAAAGCCCAGUAAACGGCCAGGCAGUCGAGCUAGCGUCGCCUCAAAAGCCAAGUGCCGAGCUCACAGAAGAGCAACGAUGGGCAAGAGAUCGAACCGGAUGGGCUCCUCGCUUCCAUUCAGAGGACGACGAUGCUGAUGACGGGGAAAUCCUUCUUGAUCACCAGACCGCGCUGGAGGGUAAGCUGGACGAAAAGUUCUUUGGAGAUUGGUACCAUAAUGCCGGCAUCAUCAUCUUUGCUUGCCUGACCUCCUGGUUUGUGGCUCUUAUCGGCGGUGGAUUGGGAUGGGUCUUCAUCGUCAUGGCCGCCUGCGGCACUUACUAUCGAACCUCCAUCCGCCGUACACGAAGGAACUUUCGAGAUGACAUUAAUCGCGAACUUGCUAAAAAUCGAUUGGAAACCGAUACGGAGAGUUUGGAGUGGAUCAACAGCUUUUUGGUUAAGUUUUGGCCUAUCUAUGCUCCUGUAAUCUGCGAUACGAUCAUCAAUUCGGUGGAUCAGGUUCUUAGUACGGCAACGCCUUCAUUUUUGGAUAGUUUGCGCCUCAAAACCUUCAUCUUGGGUACUAAACCUCCGCGCCUGGAGCACGUUAAGACGUACCCGAAGACAGAAGUUGAUACUGUGUUGAUGGAUUGGAAGUUCAGCUUUACGCCCAAUGAUACCAUGGACUUGACCGCGCGCCAGCUGCGCAAUAAGAUCAACCCUAAAGUCGUUUUGGAGGUGAGAAUAGGCAAGGGUCUUGUCAGUAAAGGCCUUGACGUAAUUGUUGAAGAUUUUGCCUUCUCUGGUUUGAUGCGUGUCAAAUGCAAGCUUCAGAUUCCUUUCCCGCAUAUUGAACGAGUUGACAUCUCGUUCAUGGGUGAGCCGGAAAUUGACUACGUAUGCAAGCCGCUAGGUGGAGAUCUUUUGGGCUUUGAUAUCAACAUCAUUCCAGGUCUGGAGAGUUUCAUCAAAGACCAGAUUCACAGCAACCUAGCGCCCAUGAUGUAUGACCCGAACGUAUUCCCAAUAGAGAUCGCGAAGAUGCUUGCGGGUAACCCGAUAGAUCAGGCUGUCGGUGUUGUUGCGGUCACAAUCCAUUCAGCCCACAACCUUAAGAAUUCUGACAAGUUCUCUGGCUCCCCCGAUCCCUACGCAGUGGCAUCCAUCAACGGCCGUACCCCAUUGGGAAGAACAAAAACGAUCACUCAAACCACGAAUCCCAAGUGGAAUGAAACGAUCUACGUUAUUAUCACCUCCUUCGCUGAUUCGCUCACUCUACAAAUUUUCGACUACAAUGAAAUCAGACGGGAUAAGGAACUUGGUACUGCGACAUUUCCCAUGGAGGUACUUGAAAGCGUUCAUGAGCACGCAAAUCUGUCACUUGACAUUAUGGCUAACGGACGACAUCGCGGCACAGUCCAAGCUGACAUUAAUUUUUUCCCAGUCAUGAUGGGAGGCAAAAACCCCGAGACUGGGGUAGAAGAACCUCCACCAGAAUUGAAUACUGGUAUCGCGAAGAUUACUAUUGAGCAAGCUAAGGAGCUUGAUGGCUCUAGAAGUCUUAUCGGCCAACUCAACCCCUACGGCGUUUUGCUGCUAAACGGGAAAGAAAUUCACAUUACGAACAAGCUUAAGCGUACAAACAACCCGAUUUUCACGAAUCCUUCUAAAGAAGUGCUCAUUACUGACCGGAAAUCCGCUCGUGUUGGCUUGAUCAUCAAGGAUGACCGUGAUCUUGCAACUGAUCCGAUUUUGGGAACUUAUCAAAUGAAAUUGACCGACAUGCUCAGUUCAAUGGAGAAAGGACGUGAAUGGUUUAAUCUUAACGCUGCCAAAACCGGUCGUGCUAAGAUGAAGCUAGAAUGGAAACCUGUUGCACUUAAAGGUGUCGUUGGCAGCGGCGGCUACGUGACUCCAAUUGGUGUUAUGCGGAUCCAUCUUCGCGGCGCAAAGGAUCUUAGAAACUUGGAGACGAUGGGAAAAUCCGACCCAUACGUUAGAGUCCUCCUCUCCGGAGUGGAGAAAGCUCGCACUGUUACUUGGAGAAAUAAUCUGAAUCCCGAUUGGGAUGAGGUGGUUUAUAUUCCAAUGCACUCCGCUAGAGAAAAGAUAAUUCUUGAGGUGAUGGAUGAAGAAAGCCUUGGAAAAGAUAGAUCUCUCGGUAUGCUGGAAUUGUCUGCUGCAAACUAUAUGCAUGAAGGUGAAGAUGGCCAGUUUGCGGUCGAUGACGAGAAACAACUUUUAUACACCCAGUUACGCCUCGAAGGACGUGGUCAGCCAAAGGGCACGCUUAACUACACAGUUGCUUUCUAUCCAACACUGAACGUGAUCGACCCCGAAGAAGAGGAAGCAGAAGCUCAGGCACGAAAGGCCAUGGAAGGCCAAGUGGCCAUCGAACCAAAGAAAAGUAUGGACAGCACACGCCCUUCUACCCUUGCAUCUCCUACCGAGCCGAAGAAGAGUAUGGAGAGUGCUCGGUCCCCCACAGUUGCAUCUCCUACCGAACCGAAAAAGAGCAUCGACAGUACACCGCCUUCCAAAGUUGCCUCUCCUACUGUGCCAAAUGCAGAUGUUAAGGCCAAUGGCCGCCCAAGUAUUGAGAGCACAGGAUCCAAGUUGUUAGCUGACAAGGCGGGUCUCGAAUCUCCAGUCGAAAAAUCCGCGCCCAAGAUCCGACUUACACCUCAAGAUAUUCACAAAUACGAGUCUGGCUUGAUCGUUUUCAAAAUUAUUGAAGGCCAAUUGGCCCAUACGGAUGUUCAGCUUGAGGUUGUGAUGGAUGACUACGCUUUCCCUUGCUACACGUCAUCGAAGGCGCGUUCCAAACAUAUCACGUUCAACGAUGUCGGCGAUGCCUUCGUUCGUGAACUUGAAUUCUCCAAGAUUACCCUUCGCCUCGUCGAAAAGACCGAUAAAAAGGGUGGUGAUGAUGAUCAUGACCAUUCUAUCGCGAGGCUCAGCGGCCCUACACUUGGUACCCUCGAGCAAUGCUUGUACAAACCCACGGAACUGACCUUAAAAUCCUCCGACGGCGGCGUCAACAAAGUCACAGUUAGUCUUAAAUACAUACCAGUGAAAAUGACACUCGAUCCAUCUGAAAGUAUCAACAAUAUGGGCAAUCUAAGAGUGGAUGUUCUCGAUGCAGCAGACCUGCCAUCAGCCGAUCGAAAUGGCUUCAGUGACCCUUACUGUAAAUUCAAGCUCAACGGAAAAGAUGUUUUCAAAACAAAGGUUCAGAAGAAGACAUUACAUCCUGCCUGGAAUGAAUGGUUUGAAUCCCCUAUCCCAUCACGAAUCGCAGCAGAUUUCAAGGUCGAUGUCUAUGAUUGGGAUUUUGGAGAAAAGGCCGAUUACUUGGGUGGUGCUGUGAUUCCUCUCGAUCAACUUGACCCAUUCCGUUCGCAGGAAAUAUCUAUUCCUUUGGAUGGCAAGUCAGGCGCUAUUCGAUUGAAGCUGCUCUUUAAACCAGACUACAUCAUUCGAUCUCGCCACGGUUCUUCGACGUUCUCUGGAACUUUCGCGACUCCCGGAAAGAUUGUUGGCGCUCCAGUUAAGACCGUCGGGAUGAUCGGUGGUGGCGUUGUGAAGGGCGCAUCGUUUUUGAAACAGGGGCUUAUGCGAGUUCGCAACACCGGCAAGGAAGACGAUAUCUCCUCCGACAUGGGAACGUCAAGAAAUGGCUCUCCAGCCCCGCCAAAUGUGGAGGUUACCCCAAGUCCUGGUCGAGCUCCAGCCCUGGCAGAAGGCUCGCCGUCCCCAUCAGUAUCUCCCUCUCCACAAGCACAUGGCCGCUCUCGGAGUAGCAUUUCGCAGGCUGGCGAUAGGCUCGGCGUAGGUGCAAAGGGAGACUCCGGCAUGGCAACUGUCACAAUCGUCUCUUCCUCUGGGUACCCACCAUCCACGAAUGUCCGCGUCACCAUCAAGCAGUCUACGCCGAAAGGAUGGAAGGAGAUUCACAAGUCCAAGUCGCACAAAGCUUCCUCCUCAGGUUCCUCUUCUCCAGGUGGACCCGCUGUAGUCACCUUCGACCAAGCUCACGAGACUGUCCGAAUCAAAGAUGUUAGUGCCGAUGCCCAGUUUCAGCUCCAGGUCAAGGAUCAUGCCACUUUUGGCUCGGACCAGGUGCUUGGUGAAGGCAUUUUCUUCCUCGACGAUCAAGGUUCGAGUGCCGGGAAGGAACGCAGCGUUAAGGUCGGAAGCGGGAUUGUGAGCAUCAAGACGGCGUUUACGCCAGCUGACAACGUUUCGCUACGGCCCGGCACGGCAUAUUCGAACGCGGUAGGCGAGGACCCUGAUAGCCCGGACUCGCGGAAGGUGAGGAGGAGUUUCUUAACCAAGCGGUGA